Messenger RNA from Hirsutella rhossiliensis, 252 nucleotides. RefSeq lists its product as uncharacterized. Gene Ontology annotation, biological process: protein histidyl modification to diphthamide. The transcript is spliced from 2 exons. Lineage: Eukaryota; Fungi; Ascomycota; Sordariomycetes; Hypocreales; Ophiocordycipitaceae. Gene Ontology annotation, molecular function: 2-(3-amino-3-carboxypropyl)histidine synthase activity. The coding region runs from base 1 to 252 and encodes 83 amino acids. The record is from RefSeq and is a predicted model, not a curated record.
AUGUCUGCCCAUCUCGCCGCGCCGCCCGUCCUGUCGACUCCCGACGACCAUAUGCUCGAGGCUCCGGCCGAGGCCGCCCCUCGAUCGACGCUGUCGGACAAGGCGCUGCGGACCACGUACGACGUUGCCCGCACGGCAGCUGAGAUUCGUGACGGGAGCUGGACCCGGAUUGCCCUGCAGUUCCCCGAUCACAUGCUCGUCGAUGCGCCCAGAGUCGUCGAACACGAGCUACAGCGCCUGCUGCGUCGAUGA